Messenger RNA from Dentiscutata heterogama, 545 nucleotides. NCBI's taxonomy places the organism in Eukaryota, Fungi, Glomeromycota, Glomeromycetes, Diversisporales, Gigasporaceae. The record is from the annotation of a GenBank genome assembly.
CGCCACAUUUAACGUACAUAAUAAAGCAAGACUUAUCCGGGCAACAAAGAAUGGGGGGUUCCGACUCAAGAAAACCCAUUUAUCAUGGUCAUAACGAUGAAGAUGUAGAAGAGUUUCUUGAGGAUUACGAAGCAUAUUGUGCAUCAAAGGAUUGGGAUGAUGCUAAAAAACGACAAGAUACAACUAAUGAAUCUAAUGUAACAAAAUCGGAUAUGGACGAUCUUACAACAGCUUUUAAUGCCAUGAAAAUCUGCCGUGUUGAUCAGAAUGCAGACCAAGAUGACCGAAUGAGCAAAAUGGAAUCAAGCAUCAAAGAGUUAACAAAAGCCAUUAUAAGCCUUAAAGAGAAUAAACCACCUAAUGCACGACUAAAAGGCGAAAGUGAUGAAUACCUGAUGAUAAAAGCCGAAGAAGGCAAAUCAUUGUUUGAUGUAAGAAAUUUGGGCAAACGAAGACGAGUAGAGGACGAACACGAAAUGCCUUCAUGGGCACAGAAAAGUACUUACAUUGAAACACCCGAAGAAACUGAACAAUACAAAAAGUGA